GGCUGGACCUCAGCCUCUCCCCGCCUGGGGCCGCGGCCGCACCGGGGGUGGCUUCGCAUCUCCAAAAGGGGCCCUCCGACUCUUCGCUGGGCCAGUCCGGCGCUGGGUCGUGGAACCCCGCGCAACUCCCGCUGGUUUUUGAAGGGAUCUCUCCUCCAGAGUUUCGAGCAACUUUCCCCUCUGCCUGGCGCGGCGGUGGCUCGGGGACCGUGGCCGCCGCAGGUAGCUGAACCCCGAGCCACGCUCCCCGAGCCUCGGCUGCGCGGGCGCUUAGGUCGCUCCGGGUCUCAGUGCACGCUGGGGAUCCCCGAGCUCUGUUCUGCGGGCGAGAUGCCCCUGGGACACAUCAUGAGGCUGGACCUGGAGAAGAUCGCACUGGAGUACAUCGUGCCCUGUCUGCACGAGGUCGGCUUCUGUUACCUGGACAACUUCCUGGGCGAAGUGGUGGGCGACUGCGUCUUGGAGCGCGUCAAGCAGCUGCACUGCAACGGGGCCCUGCGGGACGGCCAGUUGGCGGGGCCCCGCGCCGGCGUCUCCAAGCGGCACCUGCGGGGAGACCAAAUCACGUGGAUCGGGGGCAAUGAGGAGGGCUGCGAGGCCAUCAGCUUCCUCCUGUCCCUCAUUGACAGGCUUGUCCUGUACUGCGGGAGCCGGCUGGGCAAAUACUACGUCAAGGAAAGGUCCAAGGCAAUGGUGGCUUGCUACCCAGGAAAUGGAACGGGUUAUGUUCGACACGUAGACAACCCCAACGGUGACGGUCGCUGCAUCACCUGUAUCUACUAUCUGAACAAGAAUUGGGACGCCAAGCUACACGGUGGGGUCCUGCGGAUAUUUCCAGAAGGGAAAUCAUUCAUAGCGGAUGUGGAGCCCAUUUUUGACAGACUCUUGUUCUUCUGGUCAGACCGCAGGAACCCACAUGAAGUCCAGCCUUCCUAUGCGACCAGAUACGCUAUGACUGUAUGGUACUUUGAUGCUGAAGAAAGGGCAGAAGCCAAAAAGAAAUUCAGGAAUUUAACCAGGAAAACUGAAUCGGCCCUCACCGAAGACUGACUGUGCUCUGAAAUCCACUGGCCUCAUUCAUUUUAGUAAUGGUUCCCGAAUUCUCUUUAAGAGUUGAGAUCCAAAGAAGGCCUCUUCGGUGACUCAGUGACAAGAAAUCCCCCUCCUGCUUGCAUCAUUCACAUCCCUGUCUGACGUAUGGUACUUUGUGUUUUCUUGCCGAGAUGGCAUCCACCUUCAGACACUCUCCUUGCAAGAUGAACUCAUUUGCUAACGCCAGAAAUGCCUGCAGACGACCUAGCUGGCCAGCGGUUUAACUGAUAGAUUUGGUAAUAACUAGCUAUCAAAACAAGAUCAUGGAAGCAUGGGCAAGGGAGUGAAUCUUACUUGCACUUUAUGUACACUUCCUGAUUUGAAAGGAGGAGGUUUGCCAAGAAAAAGCAACGGUGACAGAUGCCACAGAGAGGCAUCAUUGAAGCCUUAACAGCAGGAAGCAGAAAUUUGUGUCAUCAGAACAAUUUCCAGAUGUUCUUAAUCCAGGGCUUUUGGGGUUUCUGGAGAAUUAUCACAAUCUAAUGACAUUAUUACCUCUAGAAAGGGCUGCUGUCAUAGUCAUCAAUUUGUAAGUAUCCUGUGGGUGGACAUUCUUUUUUUCCUGGUCCUGCAACCUGGACUUUUCUGCCUCUGCCCCAUUUUUCUGACAUUAGGACUUUCUGAUCAAAGAUGAUACACCAUUUAUUUUUUAUUUUCACUUCUUACGUGGAGGACCUAAUUCCCCAGAGGCAAAAACCAGGCAUAAAUUGUUCGGGUUACUUUGUUGAAGUGGAUUUUGAAUUUACAUCAAAGGGGAAAAGAACCUACCUGGAAGGUAGUUCGGAGACCACAACCUCUAAAAACGGUAUCAAAAGACGUGCGUCUGCCGAUACACAAUAAUCCUCAAGUAUGCAUCGUGAACAAUUUGAGAAUGGCAAUGGUGUUAGAAAUGUAGGCCUUCCCAUGUUUCAGUUUUCCUUUUUAAUGAGCUCACCCUUCUUCUUUAACAGAAUGAGAAAAUAACAAAAAAUGGGCAUUGUAUUUUAAAAUUGAAAUGGAAAUAAAACAAAAAAAUCCUGAAAAGCUAUUUGAGUUUGUCCACAUUUUCUGUUCCUAGUAGCCUUUCUUCAACAGAAUUGACUCUUCAGAUCCACUGUGGUUGGCGGUAUGUCCAGAAUCAUGGAAUUUGCUAGAAAUGUGGAAGAUUCCACUACAGCAGAGCCACAGAUUCUACCGUCUCAAGAACCCUGUAUUGUACACCUAUUUUACGAAAGUUACUCUUCCUGGUUUUCAAUUCCAUUUUCAUAUUUUAAAAUCCCUUUCGUUUCUUGCUUGCAAAUCUCAUGAACAUUAAAGAGCCAGAAAUAUCUUCUUUUGUCAUUUACAGAUAUAUACACUUUCCAAGAAAGAAGCUUAUUUUUUUUUUUUUCCGUUUCUGGUUUUGGAAAAUUUCCAGAUAAGGCUUGUCUUCAUUCUCACAACUGCUCUAUUUUUUUUUCAUAGUACUUAUCAUCUUCUAACUUACUAUGUAAUUUACUUAUUUAUUAUGUUUACUGUCUUAUAUCUUUUCUCUAGGGUGUAAGCACAAUGAAGACAGGGAUUUUUGUAUGUUUUUAAUCAAUGGAAUGUAUUCCCAGAACCUAAAAUAGUGCCUGACACAUUAAGGGCUCAGUAAAUACUUGUUGAAUAAACUUGGUCUCCUACUUUAGUGUCUUAAUGGUUUGAUUUAUUUCCUCCACCUUUGGCAGAAAGGGCUCGCUGGAGUUUUUUUGUGCAUAUCUUUCUCUCGUUGACCUACAAAUCGAGGCUAAGAGUUUUAGAAAGCUUUGGUCAUAGUGUCAUUCUAUAUUUGUUUACCUGUUGGAAUAGGUCGUUGAACACUCUGAAUCUGAAAAUUGAACAAAGAAGAAUUCUGCCCUUUAAUAGCCUGGGACUAUGGGAGUAACAUAAGAAUAACUUCAGGGGCGCCUGGGUGGCUCAGUCGGUUAAGCGUCCGAGUUUGACUCAGGUCACGAUCUUGCGGUCCGUGAAUUCGAGCCCCGCGUUGGACUCUGGGCUGAUGGCUCAGAGCCUGGAGCCUGCUUCGGAUUCCAUGUCUCCCUCUCUCUCUGCCCUUCCCCCAUUCAUGCUCUGUCUCUCUCUGUCUCAAAAAUAAAUAAACGUUAAAAAAAAAUUAAAAAUAAUAACUUCAGAUAGGACAGGGUGCAUCCUUCAACACUUCUGGUGAAAUACAUCAGUAGGAGAAAAGAAAGAACAUCAUCUGCUAGGAAUUUUAUAUUCUAUAAAAUUGUAACUUUUUUCCAUGGUUGCUAAUGUCAUGAGGAUGCUAGUGACAAGAUUCUGAAGGAAUAUCCUGUCAUUCCAAUAGUAUGUCUUGUAUCUUUCAUUUUAGUCAAUAUUUUGACUUGCCAGAAGAUCUGACCCCUUAGGCCUUGCUUAUUUCCUUCAGGCAAAGGUCCUAUAAACUAAUAAACUAUAAAUGAAAUCAAUUUUUAAUGCACUGAUUUUUUUCGUGGUUGAAUUUGAGCCCUGGAAGAUUUAACCUGGAAAAUAAAACUUUAAUAGGGUCUGCUUUUUGCUCCUGUCUUUGACAGCCCACUUAGGGGAAGACUUAACCCUGCUGAAGAAACAUUAUUUGGCAAAUAAUUUGAUCAAUUUCCUUUAUAUUCCUGGCAAUGAAAUGUUAAGAGCCUACCUCAGUGUUACGUCACCUAUAUAGUACAGAGCCCUUGGCAGGAGAUUAAAUUUUGAACCAAAGAUCUGACUUCAUGGAAAUAAAAAGUCUUACCUAAGUGCAUUAAAUAGAUCUUUAGUAGAGUAGUUAAUACCAAUUAAAUGCUAGGCUGUCCGAAUCAUGAAUUAUCCACUCAGACAUGAUUUUGUUUUUCUUCUUUAAAUAACUCCGGUUUUUUAGAGGUUGGGUCAUCCUACUUUCUUUCUGUCAUUCAGUCCUGAAAUUUCCUGUGUUUUAGAAAGCCAUGAUGGGAAAUGCCAUGCUGGGUCAGCAGUUUGUAUGAAAUAGGAGUUUGGACAUGUCAGGUGCUUUUCUAUUUGAUUAACUAUGAGGACUGGCCCAAAGGAUGUUCUUGGUCAAGUUAUUUUAAAUAAAAAUCAUCCCAGAUCGA
Panthera uncia (snow leopard) is the source of this 4157-nucleotide messenger RNA. RefSeq names its product egl-9 family hypoxia inducible factor 3 (gene EGLN3). The transcript has 5 exons. Gene Ontology annotation, biological process: cellular response to hypoxia; peptidyl-proline hydroxylation to 4-hydroxy-L-proline. The coding region runs from base 331 to 1050 and encodes 239 amino acids. Gene Ontology annotation, cellular component: cytoplasm; nucleus. Lineage: Eukaryota; Metazoa; Chordata; Mammalia; Carnivora; Felidae. Gene Ontology annotation, molecular function: ferrous iron binding; peptidyl-proline 4-dioxygenase activity; L-ascorbic acid binding. The record is from RefSeq and is a predicted model, not a curated record.